CUGACCUUCGCCGUGCUAGUCGUAGAAGCAACGGUGGCGUUCAUCGACGCAGCCAACGUGGAUAGAUACAGACGUCCCUACGUAUGGAUGACGGCCUCCUUCGACUGCUUCUUCCACCUCGUCCACCUUUUACUCAUCGUGGCCUGGGCCGCCUACAUGUACAAGGACAACUACGACGGCAUGGCGAAGAGUCUGGUGGGCAUCUCAGCGCGCGUCAUGGGACUUGGCUUGUGCACCACCAUCGACCUCGGAAGGACGGUCAUCGUGAAGCCCCCGUACCUCGGUUCCCAUUUUCAAAGACAGAUCAUGCACCGGGAAAAGGCAAGUCACAACAUUUAUGAAGCAGAAAUACUUCGUUUUCUUUCCAUUUCUGUCACCCCGAUGGAACUGGUGACGGGUAAAGUUCGCCACCUACGUGGCACCACGUCGGAAUAA
Dermacentor silvarum is the source of this 435-nucleotide messenger RNA. RefSeq lists its product as uncharacterized. The coding region runs from base 88 to 435 and encodes 115 amino acids. The transcript has 4 exons. The record is from RefSeq and is a predicted model, not a curated record. Lineage: Eukaryota; Metazoa; Arthropoda; Arachnida; Ixodida; Ixodidae.